GUCCCCUAAGUGGGGAGACUAAUAGAACGGGGAGCCCCAGUCCGCGGUCCGAGUGCUCAGCGCCGGGGUGACUAGGAGAUCUCGGAUUGAACUCGGGAGGAGUUGGACCCAUCUGCACCUCCGGGCGCGGGGCGGGGCCCGGAGAGUGACGGGGGCAGUCGAGAUACGGAAACGCCGGCCCUCCAAGACAGGCCAGAGCGGCCCUAUCUGGCCUGCGUGGCGCAGUGCAGCGCUAGAGCGGCCGGCGGGAGGAGUAGAGUCGUCGGGGCCGGAGCCCUGCAGGAGCCGGGCUAGAGCGGCUGACAGGAGGAGUGGAGCUGGGCGCAAAGGUGGACUCAGGGCGGCUAGAGCGACGCGGCGGCAGGGGUGGGGAGAGUGCGGAGCCGGCGCGCGGAGGCUCCGGUUCCGGUGGCGGCGGUGGCUUCUCUUUCCACCUGGAGCAGCCCUGCAGAGCCCAGGGAGAUGGAAGACGUCGCCCGAGGGGCGGCCUCCCCAGGCCCCUCCCGGCCUGGCCUGGUUCCCGUCAGCAUCAUUGGGGCUGAGGAUGAGGAUUUUGAGAACGAGCUGGAGACAAACUCAGAAGAGCAAAACAGCCAGUUCCAGAGCCUGGAGCAGGUGAAGCGGCGCCCAGCCCACCUCAUGGCCCUCCUGCAGCACGUGGCCCUGCAGUUUGAGCCAGGACCCCUGCUUUGCUGUCUGCAUGCCGACAUGCUGGGCUCACUGGGCCCCAAGGAGGCCAAGAAGGCCUUCCUGGACUUCUACCACAGCUUCCUGGAGAAGACAGCGGUUCUGCGGGUGCCAGUCCCUCCCAACGUCGCCUUUGAACUUGACCGCACUAGGGCUGACCUCAUCUCCGAAGAUGUCCAGCGGCGGUUCGUGCAGGAGGUGGUGCAAAGCCAGCAGACAGCCGUGGGCCGGCAGCUGGAGGACUUCCGCUCCAAGCGGCUCAUGGGCAUGACGCCCUGGGAGCAGGAGCUGGCCCAGCUGGAGGCUUGGGUUGGGCGGGACCGAGCCAGCUACGAGGCCCGGGAGCGGCACGUGGCAGAGCGGCUGCUCAUGCACCUGGAGGAGAUGCAACAUACCAUCUCUACCGACGAAGAAAAGAGUGCUGCCGUGGUCAACGCCAUUGGCCUGUACAUGCGCCACCUUGGGGUGCGAACGAAGAGUGGAGACAAGAAGUCGGGGAGGAACUUCUUCCGGAAAAAGGUGAUGGGGAACCGGCGGUCGGACGAGCCUGCCAAGACCAAGAAGGGGCUGAGCAGCAUCCUGGAUGCCGCCCGCUGGAACCGGGGAGAGCCCCAGGAUUUUCGACACCUCAAAGCAGAGGUUGAUGCUGAGAAGCCAGGUGCUACAGACCGGAAGGGAGGCCUGGGGAUGCCCUCUCGGGACCGGAAUGUCGGGGCUCCUGGGCAGGACAGCCCUGGAGUCUCUCUGCACCCUCUGUCCCUGGACAGCACAGACCGGGAACCAGGUGCCGACGCCCCCCUGGAGCUGGGGGACUCAUCCCCGCAGGGUCCAAUGAGCCUGGAGUCCCUGGCGCCCCCAGAGAGUACCGAUGAGGGGGCCGAAACCGAGAGGCUAUCAGGGCGUCUGGGGCGCUCAGAGAGCCUGCGGGUGAGUGACCGCCGCCGGCCUUCCCGGGGCAGCCUCGGGGCUAAGGGCCGGGGUGGGGGCCGCUCCCGGAGCGACGUGGACAUGGACCCCAGUUCCGCCACGGCAGUGCUUGGCCCUGCCCGACGAGCCACCCCUGAGCCUGGAGAUGAGGGGGAGCCAGGGCGGUCGGGACUGGAGCUUGAACCAGAAGAGCCUCCCGGCUGGCGGGAACUCGUCCCCCCAGAUACCCUGCACAGCCUGCCCAAGAGCCAGGUGAAGCGGCAGGAGGUCAUCAGCGAGUUGUUGGUGACAGAGGCGGCCCAUGUGCGCAUGCUGCGGGUGCUGCACGACCUCUUCUUCCAGCCCAUGGCAGAAGGCCUCUUCUUCCCCUUGGAGGAGCUGCAGAACAUCUUCCCCAGCCUGGACGAGCUCAUCGAGGUGCAUUCCCUGUUCCUCGAUCGCCUGAUGAAGCGGAGGCAGGAGAGUGGCUACCUCAUCGAGGAGAUCGGAGACGUGCUGCUGGCCCGGUUUGAUGGUACUGAGGGCUCCUGGUUCCAGAAAAUCUCCUCCCGCUUCUGCAGCCGCCAGUCGUUUGCCUUAGAGCAGCUCAAAGCCAAGCAACGCAAGGACCCUCGGUUCUGUGCCUUCGUGCAGGAAGCUGAGAGCCGCCCGCGGUGCCGCCGCCUGCAGCUGAAGGACAUGAUCCCCACGGAGAUGCAGCGGCUGACCAAGUACCCCCUGCUCCUGCAGAGCAUCGGGCAGAACACAGAAGAGCCCAAGGAACGGGAGAAAGUGGAGCUGGCAGCCGAGUGCUGCCGGGAAAUUCUACACCACGUCAACCAAGCCGUGCGUGACAUGGAGGAUCUGCUGAGGCUCAAGGACUAUCAGCGGCGCCUGGACUUGUCCCACCUUCGGCAGAGCAGCGACCCCAUGCUGAGCGAGUUCAAGAACCUGGACAUCACCAAGAAGAAAUUGGUCCACGAGGGCCCACUGACGUGGCGGGUGACUAAGGACAAGGCUGUGGAGGUGCAUGUGCUGCUGCUGGACGACCUGCUGCUGCUGCUCCAGCGCCAGGACGAGCGGCUGCUGCUCAAGUCCCAUAGCCGGACACUGACGCCCACGCCCGACGGCAAGACCAUGCUGCGGCCCGUGCUGCGGCUCACCUCAGCCAUGACCCGCGAGGUGGCCACCGAUCACAAAGCCUUCUACGUCCUUUUCACCUGGGACCAGGAGGCCCAGAUAUACGAGCUGGUGGCACAGACUGUGUCGGAGCGGAAAAACUGGUGUGCCCUCAUCACUGAGACUGCCGGAUCCCUGAAAGUCCCUGCCCCUGCCUCUCGCCCUAAGCCCCGGCCCAGCCCGAGCAGCACCCGAGAACCCCUCCUCAGCAGCUCUGAGAACGGCAAUGGUGGCCGAGAGACGUCUCCGGCUGAUGCCCGGACAGAGAGAAUCCUCAGUGACCUCCUGCCCUUCUGCAGACCAGGCCCCGAGGGCCAGCUCGCUGCCACGGCCCUUCGGAAAGGAGUUGGAGGAGGAAUUUUGCCGCCUGAGACCCCUCCUGUCUCAGCUUGGGGGGAACUCUGUACCCCAGCCUGGCUGCACUUGAGGUUCCCGCCCAGGAAGGCCUUUUGCAAGAAGAAGAGGAAUGGGGGAGAGGACGUGAGGGACCACCCCCACCCACACAGCUGCCGCAGCAUCUCACACCCCGAGGGCCUGAGGAGAGGGAGCUGUGGGCCACGCCUAGGAGGGGCCCAGCUGGGGUUACUGGCCCUGCAUGAGCCUCCGCCAUCUCUCCCUCCUGCCCUCUGCUUGGGGGACUCAGGGCUUCAUUCCGGAGGGCACCACGGUGACCCGGGCCAUCUCAGUAUUGCCUGUGGGGGCCACCCCUCCACCCCCCACCCCCAAGUGCCUUCGCUCUGUUUUUAUACCCUGAAUUGGAGGUUUAUUUUUUAAUAUAUAUUAUCUAAGAA
Molecule: messenger RNA, 3563 nt
Organism: Pongo pygmaeus (Bornean orangutan)
Lineage: Eukaryota; Metazoa; Chordata; Mammalia; Primates; Hominidae
Gene: ARHGEF1
Product: Rho guanine nucleotide exchange factor 1
Exons: 29
Coding region: 463-3546 (1027 amino acids)
Biological process (GO): G protein-coupled receptor signaling pathway
Cellular component (GO): cytoplasm
Molecular function (GO): G protein-coupled receptor binding; guanyl-nucleotide exchange factor activity; GTPase activator activity
Source: RefSeq, a predicted model, not a curated record